AUGGCGGAUCGUCUCACUCGUAUCGCUAUUGUCAGCUCCGAUCGAUGUAAACCGAAGAAAUGUCGCCAGGAGUGCAAGAAGAGCUGCCCUGUUGUGAAGACAGGUAUCCCCUUGUUGAAUUGAGAGCCAUUUUUUUUGUUUCUUCUGUUUCCAGCUACGUAGGAACUUUUCCCGUGGAUUCUGUUUGAAAAAUGACCUUUCCUUCUUUAUGUUGUGAUGUUUGGUGGAUUUUGACGAAUUUUAAGCUGAUAGCGAGCCUAAUUCUUUUGAUUAGUUAUCAAAAUAGGCGACGAAUAAGUUAUGUGUUUGGUACAUUAGGGACGGAGGAAAGUUAUCCUAUCGUUUGCCCGUGACGAUAUGUUUUGAUUUGAAUGUGCCGCUCUUUAGUAUCUGCUUCUCGAACCAAUUGCCUCUGGGCCCGCAUUCACGAAUGAGAUUUACGAGAGCCAGGUGACUAGAUAUGCUCAAAAGUGAAAUCGUUACUCUUUUCGGAAACUGUGUCAAUCAAAAGUUAUCCUAAUUGCUUCUUGCAUUGUCUUAAAACCAAACUUAUUUUCUCUGAGGCAGGUGCUAUUUAUUUUAUCUUGAAUAGCCUGGGCUAACUGCAUUAUUGUUGUUCUCUCAACUAUCUAUAUUCAUUUCCUCUGCUCUCUUGCCCAUGGGCAUGGAAUAAUUAAUUGCGCAGAGGAUCCUAAUUUUUAAUGGGGUAUAUGCUUCCAACCUGAGUGCAUAUCUGUGAAGCUCACUUUAAGGGGAUCUUUAUCUCCUUGGGGGGCUUGAUGGUGAUCUGAUAGGUGCUGUGUCGGUAUGCCCCAGUUGCCCUGUCACCAGGACUGCAUGUGCUGCGGUAGGAUGGUGGAAGUUCUCCAAACUAGUUGCUUACUAUAUGACGCUCCCCUUCCCUUGCCCCCAGCCCCCCAACACACACACACACGAAAGCAAACUAGCUACAAGACUAAAAUUGCAUUUGCAUUUACAGCCAUGGGUAAAAGUAGUCAGAUAGGACCAAUGAUUCCCCAGUUGUCUAUUAUCGCUGCUUGUGGAUCAAGCUGACUUGAUAUACGUGUCUGUAUGAUUUACGUAAGGCAGUCCGCAUGAGAAUUGACAAGUUAUCCAGAUUUUCAAACGCUCAAACCUUCUGUAAGACAUUGGACUCUUUCUCAUGCGAUUCAAUUAUAAAAUGACUGGUGACCGAUUGGUUGUACCCUCAAAAAUCUCAGGCCCCUUGGAUCUAGAAAAAUAAGCUGAAUUUGUGUGGACCAAAUCUUCAAACAUACUUGUCAAGUCAUUUUAAGGAUUUGAUACCAGGAAGGUCUGAAAAGGUUUUGUGAACUUGCUUGAAAACGUUUUUCGAAUCUUUGGAUUUAACUGGCCAAGAUUGAUCCUUGUUAACUUUGUUUUUUUUUCUUUUGGCCUCUUCUCUUUACAGGAAAACUAUGCAUUGAGGUGACUCCAUCAGCAAAAAUUGCUUUUAUCUCAGAGGAGUUAUGCAUAGGAUGCGGUAUCUGUGUCAAGGUACGUCUGCUUAUCAUCAGAUUUUGAUUAUAUCUUUUUUUUCCUGCUUUUUAAUUUUUUUCGCCUUUGUUUGCAGAAAUGCCCUUUUGAGGCCAUUCAGAUUAUCAACCUGCCAAAGGAUUUGGAUAAGGACACUACUCACCGUUAUGGUCCAAAUACUUUCAAGCUUCACAGGUUCUUUUAGCAAUGAUAUUGAUGUCUUGAUAUUCUUUGUUUGGUUUCAAGGGUGUUUUGACCACUGCUCUUAUUACAGACUCCCAGUUCCCCGACCUGGUCAGGUUCUGGGCCUGGUUGGAACAAAUGGGAUUGGCAAGUCGACCGCCCUGAAGGUCUUGGCUGGGAAGUUGAAACCAAAUUUGGGUCGGUUCAAUGUAAUGCCUCACAGAAGUUCGAUAUAGUAAUCAUUGCAUUAUUUUUUUUUGUUUUGUUGUACUGAUAUCUGACUAUGAAUACCUGUUCUUUGUCUCUCCCUUCCCUUUCCGCAGAACCCUCCUGACUGGCAAGAAAUACUGACAUAUUUUCGAGGAUCUGAGCUUCAAAAUUACUUUACUCGUAUCCUGGAGGACAAUCUGAAGGUGCUUUAGCUGAUUCUUUAUUUCAUAUUUUUAUUUUACCUUUACUUCCAGAUUUAAGAACUUUGAAAAAUGAUUAGAUCCUUGCAUUUGUUGGGUCCUAAUCAGUAGUCAGAUAUCAGUGAUAAAAAUGAAAUGUUUUCUCACUUCUGAGUUCUUUUGUUGCAAUCGUCAUGAUAAGUGACCAUACUUUUGAAUUUUCUGUUAUUCUCCCAUUAAAUCGAUAGCUUUAUGUUAACAGAUAAUCAUAAAUUCAUUUUUUACCAUUCAAAGUUUGAAAGCGAUCCACAACCAUUUCCUCUGUUAAUGUUUUAGAAGACUACGUUUAACAUCAGAAAGUGUACACAUAUUAUUUCUCAGCAAUGUUCAUUUGUCGCCUGAAUGACUUACCUGUGUGCAUCGAGAAGCACACUUAUCUGUGUGUCUUGCUGAUGGACUCUGUUCGUGGGAAUGGCUUCUACUUUAUCAGUGUGAUCGACAAGCAGAGCACUAGUACGGCUCUGAUCAAUUGGUAAGGGAACGAGAUCUAUGGUUUUUGAUUGCAAGCAAGUAGAAGCUUGCAUCUCAAUCACACAUUAGGUUUACAACAGCAACACCGAGGUCAGUUUGAUGAGCUAUGGCUAAGUUGCAACCAGCAUCAGGACAGAGAGAUAUGCGCAUUUUUAAUGAAGGAAAGGCCCACAACGGGUCAACCUUUCUUUUGGUUCUGUGAUCGGAUUAAGAAAUUGAGAGUGUGGGGGAGGACCUUUUUGUAGGAAGAGGUUAAAGAUGCUGUCAUUUUGUGGAUCUUGGGUUACUAGUUCCUCUCACGGUACUGACCAGUAGUGAUGCCUGAGGGGUUUUCUCCAAUACCCUUUUGGUUCAGCUUGUGCAUUCCCUCUUUUCUAUUUAUGAUUUACGUGGUCCUAGCCUUAAAAAAAAAAAAAAACAAGAAUAGAUAUCUGUAUGCCACUCGGAAAUGAGUUUCAUACCUCAAGCAAUAUUGGUGAAGCUACUAUGUCGAGCUUAUUGACAAAGAACAUCGAUUAAGGAGUUUUCGUGCUUUAUGUAAGUGACAGAUUCUCCAAUGCUAACCCCUGGAUGGAUCUUAAUUGUUUCUCUGGUGGUUUAGUUGUAAGCUUAACAACCAUUUUUCUACAGUUGCCAACAUCCCAUUAUCAUCUUCUUGUCCAAUAUCUCUUCAUCAAAUUGAAGACUGCCCAGUUGUCAGAUUCAUUGCCAAAGCAAUCUUUACCAAUCUUUUGUGUGAGGAUAUGGUUGAAAACUAUUAUGGGGCAUGCUGUUAACAUGAUAUAGCUUCUAUGCUCAUUUUAGAUAUGAAUUGGUUGAAGUUGAAUUGGAGGGAUAAUAUUUCAGAUGCCAUUGUCCAUGAUGCUUUAAUAGUUGUUUGAAAUUAGCGCAUGGGUACAAAUCUUCAAAAAUCUUGACCAUAUUGUUCCUUUAAGAAUGAUCCGUGGUAUCUACAGACUCUUGAUAAUGCACCACCUAAAUGAAAAGGACUCGCUCAGUCAGCCAUUACACUAUGUCACAUUCACUGAUGCAAUGGUUUUGCCUUUAGUGGUAUUUUUUAUGGAGAAAUUUAUGAGCUCUGGAAAGGUUUUCAUUCUUCUCAUUCAGUUAAUUUUUGUCAAUGUAAGAGCCAGCUUUCCUUUAUGUCCAUGUGUAUAUCAUGUAAAGAAAAACCUGUAUUCAUGGAACUCCUUUCGGUGGGCAUGUGGGUUUUCAUCCAUUUGUGAUUUUUUGCUUUUUUUCAACUUCAUCUGUAGUGCUACGACACAAAUCUAGUUGUGAGAUAGUGAAUGGCUUCAGCAGACUUUUCAUUCUGAUCCACUACAGCGAUCCUAAUUGUUAACAAUAAGCUAGUAAUCAACUCUAUUGGUAAACAACGUGUACUGUUCAGAAAUUUGGGCAUAAAUUUUAUGGCUAGUAUAUGUAUCCGGUGCUUUCCCAAUCCCACAUUUGUGAUCCAUGUUUAAGUUUAUCGUUUUCCGUAUUAUCUAGUGUAUCUCUAUUUUAUGUUGCGCUCGUUUUUAAAAAUGGUUCAAUUUUGUUGCAAUAGGCACUUAUUAAGCCCCAAUAUGUUGACCACAUUCCAAAAGCAGUCCAAGGGAAUGUGGGACAGGUGCUUGAUCAGAAAGACGAAAGAGGAUUGAAGGGUAGCCUCUGUGAUGAUCUCGAGCUGAACCAGGUCAGUGAUCGCAACGUGGGUGAUUUAUCAGGUGGGGAGCUGCAAAGGUUUGCGAUUGCUGUUGUCGCUAUACAGAGUGCUGAAAUAUAUAUGUUUGAUGAGCCAUCAAGUUACCUUGAUGUAAAGCAGAGGCUUAAAGCCGCACAAGUUAUACGCUCAUUGCUUCGGCCGAACAGGUGGCUUUGGUUGUCUUAUGUAGUCUUUUCAUUUUCUGCAAUUCAUUCAGGACUCGCCAAUGUUUUCAUCACUCUAUGACUGAAUUUUAUUUUCCUUCAGUUAUGUAAUAGUUGUGGAGCAUGACCUUAGUGUCCUCGACUACCUAUCAGACUUCAUUUGCUGUUUGUACGGGAAACCCGGAGCAUAUGGAGUUGUUACCCUACCUUUUUCUGUUAGAGAAGGAAUCAAUAUAUUUUUAGCUGGUUUUGUGCCUACAGAGAAUCUACGAUUUCGGGAUGAAUCACUCACAUUUAAGGUAGGAUUUUUAACGUUGCCAUGAGGGCCUUGAUGUCCAAAGACAGUCCUUUUAAUAGAACUGCAUGAUUUGUUUUUUCAGGUUGCUGAGACACCACAGGAAAUUGGUGAUGAUGUUCAGACAUAUGCACGAUAUAAGUACCCUACUAUGAGCAAAACACAGGGUAACUUUAAGCUUCGUGUUGUGGAGGGUGAAUUUACUGACUCCCAGAUUAUUGUGAUGCUGGGCGAGAAUGGAACGGGAAAGACGACAUUCAUUCGCAUGCUGGUACUGGCCAACUGUGUCAAACCCAUAAUGAUUUUUCUGGAUUAACUGUUCUACUUCAAGUUUGGAAAUCACUAAUUGUUGCUAUUAACUCUUCUCAUUGAAUGAAUUUACACUUGUGAGAAGCAUGUCCUGAAGCAUCACAAUCUUUGCAGGCUGGAUUAUUGAAGCCUGAUGUAGUCGAGGGUUCAGAUGCUGAAAUACCUGAAUUUAAUGUUUCUUACAAGCCCCAGAAAAUCAGUCCAAAAUUUGAGCACAGUGUUAGACAUUUGCUGCAUCAGAAAAUUCGGGAUUCAUACAUGCAUCCUCAAUUUGUGUCUGACGUCAUGAAACCCCUUCAAAUUGAGCAAUUGAUGGACCAGGAAGUGAAAAACCUUUCUGGUGGGGAGCUGCAAAGAGUUGCUUUGUGUCUUUGUCUGGGGAAGGUAUGGCUUUAUUUAUACCUUUAGCUGUUGAUUUCCACAUUGAAGCAAAGUUUCUGCAGUAUUAAUAACGACCACUUUAAUUUCUGCCGCCAACGUCUCUCUUCACGAAUGCGUAUGAUAUUAUUGGAGCUUCUUCCGAUUAAAGUUCCCUAAAUAACUUUCUCAAUGGUAACACAUGUAGUGUUCGGCGGCCUGCAUCUUCUUACAUCAAGAAAGACUCUGUAGCUGAAAAUCUUCUAGUUUUUAAGCUGAUGUUCCUUGGAAGUUUGUUUUUUUUUAUGGAGUACGAGCAUUUGUUGAAAUUCUAAGAAACAAUCUACAGAUUUUUUUUGAUUUCAUAUUUUCCAUCAGUCUUCUAUCAUGAAACUUUGUGUUCUAAUUUAGCUUUUUGUCAAAAGGCAUUGACUGCUGUUCUUCUUCUUUCCUUUGGCGAUCUUAUUACCACUCUCUUGUUUCACAUCAUUGAUGAUAGAGUCCUGGCUUCUAGGUAAAGGGUUUUCUACUUGAACUGAGGAAACUUUCUGAAAUCGUCUUCAGCUUUUGGAGUUUGUCAUCUAUGUCAGAUCCUAAUAAAAAUACCCUUGCAUUCGUACCCUACAACUUGUUUAAAAUAAAGCGAAUUCCAACUUUUCUUGGGAGAAGUGACCCCACACAAGAUAUCGAUACUUGUGAUUUCACCUCUGUUUAUUCUAUGAUAGUUGAUUAGGGUUUUUGGUCAAAACACCUUCCUUGUCCUCUCUGUGACUUGGACAGGUAAUGAUGUGGCCGUAUUCUAUUUAUCAUACCCUUUUAGAUUAUUGGAUUUUGUCUUUUCUUCAUAGUGUCGUCCAACUUCACAAGGAAUUAUGCCCUCUACUUUCAGGAUGCUAUCUAGACAACAAUAUUUGAAUGGCCUGGCCAAACACAACCCUGGGAGAAAAUAUUCUACAACAUUAAAACACCGAGGGCAAGUUGACAAAUCGUGACUCGGGUCGAAAUCAUACUCAAAUUCAUCAUUAUUACAUACCCUUUAUUGUUAAAGCCGAAAGAAAUCUUAAAACCAUGAUUCUUCCACAGAAUGAUCCUUGUUGCACACAGGAGAUGGGAUCAUAGAUUGCUUCUAAUGUAACUUGGCCUGUGUCAUUCACCAUGCAGAGAGCUUCACCGAUUUCAGUAUUAUUUUUUUUUUCUCCUGGAGUUGAUGUUACUUGCAAUUCUUUCCUCCGAGUGGUGUAGCUAUCGACGUACAUGUUCGAUCGUUUAUGCAUCUAUCCCUUUGGAGCGAAGAUCAUUCAUCUGAACGAUAUGCUAGAUAUCUCCACCCUCUCCAGCGCCGAUUGACCUGUGGCUUUGUGGUCUAUCCUGUGCAGCCCGCAGAUAUAUAUCUCAUAGAUGAGCCGAGCGCUUAUCUUGACUCCGAACAACGUAUCGUUGCUUCAAAGGUCAUCAAGAGAUUUAUCCUCCAUGCGAAGAAGACGGCCUUCGUGGUGGAGCACGACUUCAUCAUGGCAACUUAUCUUGCCGACAAGGUUAUAGUCUAUGAGGGAACGCCAUCCAUUGAUUGUUCGGCCAACACUCCUCAGUCCUUGGUAUCUGGAAUGAAUCGAUUCUUAUCUGUAAGUUCUUCAACCCACAUGGCUCAUAAGCAUGCUGUUCUGUCUCCAUCUAGCAUGUAACUUGUAGAGCCAUAUAAGCUUAAAAGGAAAGAGCCUGUUAGUCUUUCGAGAAUUUUAUGUCAUUUAUUUCUCUCGCUUCUGGGGAUCCGCGCCUAUCUUUUUGUCUGCUGACGUAUUUUCUUACUGAUUAUAGUAAAAACUGGAUUACUUUGAUGCUGAUCAAUCCAAUAUCCUUGGUGAAUUUUUUUAUCUUAUUUUAUGCAGCAUUUGGACAUCACCUUCAGGCGAGAUCCGACGAACUACAGGCCACGGAUCAACAAGUUAGAAUCGCUCAAGGACAGGGAGCAGAAAUCUGCAGGCUCAUACUAUUAUCUCGAUGAUUAG
Messenger RNA from Spirodela intermedia, 7415 nucleotides. NCBI's taxonomy places the organism in Eukaryota, Viridiplantae, Streptophyta, Magnoliopsida, Alismatales, Araceae. The record is from the annotation of a GenBank genome assembly.